UACAAGCAUCUGUUCAAGAUGUUUCAGUUUAUGCUGCUUUUCAGCCGUCAAGGUAAACUUCGACUGCAGAAAUGGUACACGGCCUCUAGUCAGAAGGAGAAGAAAAAGAUCACACGGGAUUUGAUCACGACUGUUCUUGCUCGGAAACCGAAGAUGUGCAGUUUCCUUGAGUAUAAGGAUCUAAAAGUUGUAUACAAAAGAUACGCCAGCUUAUAUUUCUGUGUAGCAAUAGAGAAAGAUGAUAAUGAACUUCUCACACUGGAGAUAAUCCACAGAUAUGUUGAGCUUCUGGACAAAUAUUUUGGAAGUGUUUGUGAGCUGGAUAUCAUUUUUAAUUUUGAGAAGGCUUAUUUUAUGUUGGAUGAACUGAUUCUUGGAGGAGAGAUCCAAGAAACAAGCAAGAAAAAUGUCCUGAAAGCAAUAUCAGCCCAAGAUCUUCUUCAGGAGGAAGGGGAACUUCAACGUACAUUGGAGGAAAUGGGUCUGUCAUGAUUGUGCAAGUUACCUGCUGAAGGGAGGGAAGGCUGGUGAUAUUAGUAAUAGCCUCCUUUUCUUGUCCCUGGUAGGGUAGGGGUUUCAGUAUUUUGUUUUUCUCAGUACCCUCUUAACCAUUGUCAAAAAUUUAAAAAACUGUACUGAGUCAAAGGAGUUUGUUGAUUGAAUGAAUGGAUGCCAUGCACUUUCAAGUUUCAUUUAUCUGAAAUCCUCUAAUGCUCUGUAUCUCUGCAGUAGGUUUCUUAGUGAGUGGUUGAAUUAAUCAAACACAAUUGUUAUUCAUAGGCUCGUAUGCAACUUAAACGUUGUAAAUUUGUUGAAGUAUUAUUAAAGCUAUUAAUAAAAAGUUGAAAUUGAUA
Messenger RNA from Pocillopora verrucosa, 854 nucleotides. Its product is annotated as AP-1 complex subunit sigma-2-like. The record is from RefSeq and is a predicted model, not a curated record. NCBI's taxonomy places the organism in Eukaryota, Metazoa, Cnidaria, Anthozoa, Scleractinia, Pocilloporidae. Gene Ontology annotation, cellular component: membrane coat; intracellular membrane-bounded organelle; AP-1 adaptor complex. Gene Ontology annotation, molecular function: clathrin-cargo adaptor activity. Gene Ontology annotation, biological process: vesicle-mediated transport; intracellular protein transport.